CCCUCGUCCUUUCUUCUCCCUCUCCCUCUCCAUCUGCUCGUUGUCGACCCACUCGAGGACGGUCUGCAGAGGUUGGAAACGAAGGUAAAUGGAGUUUGUUCCUGCUCCUGCCGUGCACCGCGUUCUCUGCGCGGACUGUGGUACACCCAUUGUCCCCAACUCGGCGAAUCUCUGCGUCGCAUGUCUCAGGAAUACUGUUGAUAUCACGGAGGGUAUUCCGAAGCAAGCGUCAGUCUCCUACUGCCGGAAUUGCGAACGCUUCCUAUCACCACCGUCGACAUGGACGAUUGCACGUCCCGAGUCGCAAGAGCUCCUCGCUAUAUGUUUACGCAAGCUCAAGGGUCUGAAUAAAGUCAGGCUCACCGAAGCCCACUUCAUUUGGACAGAACCGCAUUCCAAGCGGCUACGAGUGUCGCUCACGAUCCAGAAGGAGGUGCUCACUUCCACCAUCCUCGAGCAGAUAUUCGAGAUCGAAUACCUCGUACAGCACGGCCAGUGUUCCGACUGCACGAAACUUGCCGCGAAGAAUACGUGGAGAGCUCUCGUUCAAGUGCGUCAGAAGGUCCCCCACAAGCGGACCUUUCUGUUCCUCGAGCAGCUCAUUCUGAAGCACGGCGCACAGAAGGACACCGUCUCUGUGAAGGAAGUCCGAGAUGGGCUGGACUUUUUCUACAGUUCGCGGAGUCAUGCUCUCAAGAUGGUGGAAUUCUUGCAGAGUGUAGUGCCGACACGAUCAAAAGCAUCUGAACAGCUACUUUCAGCAGAUACCCAUACUAACACGGCUAACUUCAAGUAUACAUACUCUGUUGAGAUUAUUCCCAUCUGCAAAGACGAUCUCGUCUGCAUACCCCCCAAGCUCGCCCGUCAGCUGAGCAACAUCAAUCCCCUCACCAUGUGUUCACGCGUCGGCAACUCCAUUCACCUCCUUGACCCUGCCACUCUAAAAUUCACUGAAUUGACAGCACCAGUUUACUGGCGCACACCGUUUGACGUCCUAGCGACCGUGUCCGACCUCGUCGAGUUCACUGUGCUUGACGUCGAGCCUUCCGGCACGACACGCGGCAAAUGGGUGCUUGCGGACGCGCAGGUCGCGCUGUCGGGCGCCUUCCGCUCCUCGCAUGAUGACGACGCGAUGGACUACGAGAUUAGUGAGGCGUCGAACCAGAUCUUCCACACGCGUACCCACCUCGGUGGUAUCCUGCAGCCGGGAGACGCCGCGCUCGGGUAUUACCUGACGAACACAAACUUCAACUCGGACGACUUUGCCGCGUUGCCCGCUCACCGCGUGCCGGACGUCGUGCUCGUGAAGAAGGCGUACCCCCACCGCCGAAAGAAGAACAAGACCCGCGCGUGGAAACUUCGCAGCAUGGCCACGGAAGCUGGCGAAGAGGGCGAUGCUGUCUCCGGCCGUGGUGUCGUCGGACGCAUGGGCGGCCGCGACGUGAAGAAGGUCGAGGAAGACUAUGAGCUGUUCCUCAGAGAGCUUGAGGAAGAUGAGGAGAUGCGUGGCGCGGUGAAUUUGUAUAAAGCUAAGUUGAAUCAGCCGGGCGCGGGCUCAGGCCUGGCGGGCGGAAAGACGAGAAGGAAGCCACAGCAAGUGAUAGACAUGGACGACGCCAUGGGAGAAGAUGCAGCUGAUGUGCCUGAACCACCGCCGGAAACAGAUGAUGAGGACGAGCCCGAUUUCCCGGAGGUCAAGCUGGACGAGUUGCUGGACGAUCUUGACGAAAUGACUCUGGAGGAUGCGUAGAUUGUUGUUCUGCAAUUGUGCUAUAUCCCAGAUUGGUUUACUGUUCAAUUACUACGUCGGUUGCUACAUUCCAAAUGAGCAUGGAGUUGUCCGCG
Laetiporus sulphureus 93-53 is the source of this 1845-nucleotide messenger RNA. Its product is annotated as NMD3-domain-containing protein. NCBI's taxonomy places the organism in Eukaryota, Fungi, Basidiomycota, Agaricomycetes, Polyporales, Laetiporaceae. The record is from RefSeq and is a predicted model, not a curated record. Gene Ontology annotation, molecular function: ribosomal large subunit binding. The coding region runs from base 89 to 1750 and encodes 553 amino acids. The transcript is spliced from 3 exons. Gene Ontology annotation, cellular component: nucleus; cytoplasm. Gene Ontology annotation, biological process: ribosomal large subunit export from nucleus.